UUAUAAAUCAAAGAAAUAGAGAUUAGAUGUAGGAAUUUAGAAAAACAAAAGGAAUAGCUGAUUUUGAUUUUGAUUUUGAUUUGGGACGGAAUCGUAACUUGCAAUUUGCGAUUCAAUCCGUUCACGAACCCGAUCAACGAAUUGAUUUCCCCAUUUCGAGGGUUUCCAUCUUCUCUACUUCAAUUUCAAUGUCCAACAAUUCGCACAGAGGAGGUUCUUUCUACGGCGAUGCUGCCCCGUAUCGUUCCAGAGAGGGGCUUAGCACCAGACCCGUUGCUGCCUCCGAUGAAAUUCAAUUGCGUAUCGAUCCCGUCAAUGACUUGGACGACGAAAUCUCCGGUCUUCGUGGCCAAGUUAGAAAAUUGAAAAAUGUUGCUGAAGAGAUAGGUACUGAAGUCAAGUAUCAGAGAGAUUUUCUGGAACAGCUGCAAAUGACAAUGAUAAAAGCUCAAGCUGGGGUGAAGAAUAAUUUAAGAAGAUUGAACAAGAGCAUCAUCCAAAGUGGUUCGAAUCAUAUUGUUCAUGUAGUUGUUUUUGCAUUAGUCUGUUUCUUUGUAGUGUAUAUCUGGUCAAAGAUGUCCAGAAAAUGAGCGCUUGUAGCUGACAGACUUUGCUUAAGGCCUUCUUCAGAUUACUCGCUAUGAUGCCUAAUUUUGUUGUAUAGAAAAGCUCAACUAUCCCUUGCAGUUUAUAGUUAAAAAAUCUUCAGACUUCCGAGUAUUUCUUGGUCGAAGCAGUAGUUUUGUGUGAU
Molecule: messenger RNA, 751 nt
Organism: Abrus precatorius (Indian licorice)
Lineage: Eukaryota; Viridiplantae; Streptophyta; Magnoliopsida; Fabales; Fabaceae
Product: bet1-like protein At4g14600
Exons: 4
Coding region: 189-590 (133 amino acids)
Source: RefSeq, a predicted model, not a curated record